Messenger RNA from Iphiclides podalirius (scarce swallowtail), 657 nucleotides. The record is from the annotation of a GenBank genome assembly. NCBI's taxonomy places the organism in Eukaryota, Metazoa, Arthropoda, Insecta, Lepidoptera, Papilionidae.
AUGGUCGCUUUAACUGCAUCUGAGUUGCCACCGUCAAAAAGUUACCUCCCUCCUCCAGCAGCACGAAGCGCUGGAUAUCCCCAGGGUCCCCAGGGUGGUGCGCCCUUCAACGCCGGGAUCCCGGAAGUGGUGGCAGCCAGGAGUCUAGAUGCUCAUGGGCAGGAAGCCCACGGGAAUAGCUUCGCAAGAAGCAUUCCCCACGACCACGGGACCAAUACGAAGGUCGGUAGACUUGGAGACCACGCACAGGAAUACGACGAGCUCAGAAGGAACGCCGUCGAAGGCGCGAGUGAAGAACCCGCCAACUACAAUUUCGGAUACAUGGUGAAUGAUUACCAAGAAGGCACCGAAUUUGGCCAUCACGAAGAGAGUUUGGAGGGAUCUGCCCAUGGAAAAUACCAGGUCCUGCUGCCCGAUGGGAGGAGACAGACUGUCAGCUACGAAGCGGAUGGCCGCGGUUUCAAGCCUCGCGUCUCCUACCAAGACAAUGAGGAUCUCGGCCGCAGCGGGUACGAUUCUAAUGCCAGCAAUCUGCGCUCCGCCGGCGGUAACCAUGACAACAACUUCGCGCGGAGUAACCAUGACAAUGGCAUCACCCGCGGCAACCAUGACAACGGCUUCGGCCGCGGUAACCACCGCGCCCGGUCUAACGGUUAU